Sporothrix schenckii 1099-18 is the source of this 3897-nucleotide messenger RNA. RefSeq names its product leucine rich repeat domain containing protein. The coding region runs from base 1 to 3897 and encodes 1298 amino acids. Lineage: Eukaryota; Fungi; Ascomycota; Sordariomycetes; Ophiostomatales; Ophiostomataceae. The record is from RefSeq and is a predicted model, not a curated record. The transcript is spliced from 3 exons.
AUGGAUAUCCUCCGCCGGAAACGAAGCAAUGGCACGCAGCAGGCCAGUAUGCCGCCGCCCUCUGCUCCCUCGCUCACUUUUACGCCCAUCUCACCCGUGUCACCCAUUUCUCUCGAUGGCGUUUCUUCAAGCACAAGCAGCGGAUCCAAAGGAGGCUCAUCUACUGCGGCCAUCAGCAAGUCCAGGUCACAUAAUGACAUGACUGGGUUAACCACCAACUCGCGUACGAGCUCCAUUGACAGCAACAAGAGCGGCUUCUUCCAUGGCUAUAUGCCACGAGCUAUGCGGACACUGAGCCGUGGUUCGAAUGCGUCGAUACGUCAGUCGGCCGCGUCCUCUACCACCUCCAUGAACACGGCAGCCACCCCGCCUGACGUGACGCCGUCGUCUUCUUCACCGCAGCAGCAGUUCAUUUCACAAUUCCCCCGCAAAGUCCUUCGCAAGUCACACAAGCGCAAGUCGUCCAGCCAUGAGCUCAACAGUCGUCGCGGCUCGACUAGUUCUGAUGUCUUUAGCCGCAUGUCCCGGGCCUCGACCACCAUGAGCGGCAGCUCUUCCAGCAACGUCAUUGACUGGCGCAUUCAACCCAUCGAGAUGCACACCUCGCUCGACUACCCGGAGUCCCUGUCUUCUAAGAACCGGCUAAGCUACCUCGUUGCCACAGCCGACUACAUCAUCAUCUUUAAGACGCGAGCCGAUGCCUUUGCUGCCCUCCCUCAACUAGCCGACGUUGCUGCCCAGAGCCCGGAGAGCGCUACGACGUCCAAACCUUCGUCCAUGCUGCCACCCGCCGACCCGGUCCAUGUUAUUCCACUACACGCAAUCAUCUCUGUCUUUCGCGCUGACACCAUGCGUCCCCCGUAUGGCAUUGAGAUUUGGUGGCGCAUGCCAUAUCCUGCUAUUGCUACUUGCAGCUCGACCAUCUACUUUAAGGACGGCCGUGACCGGGAGAAUUAUCUCGAUAUGCUUGCCUCCAUGGUCAAGAUGCGCAACCAGGACCAGCCUGACGCAUCGCGUGUCUACUAUGAAGUGGAAGAGUGCAUCCGCAAGGUCUUCCAAGCAGAGGAGCCAGGCUUCACCAACACCAUCCCCGAGAUCUUCCCUGUUGUCUACCGGAACGCGCCCGAUCGUAUCAAAUCCAAGGCAGACGACAAGCAACUCAGAAAGGGUCAGAUUGAAGGUGUCUCGUCUCACUACUUGGUUGUUGGUGUGAACCUGUGUUUCUUUAUACAGAUUAGUCGCGCCUCUGCUGUGCAAUCGACUGCCCUCGAGAUGAAGUACCAAACCUGUGGCCUUGUCACACUGGAGUCGUUUGCAGCUGACUGGACGUCUCGAGAUGAGCGGUUUGCUAUGCGCUUUCGGGAUCCUUUCAAGAGCCCUGUUGGCCUUGAGCUGUCAAGUCGUCACUACCGCCGCAUCAUCCUGACACUCACCAAAGCCGAUAAGUUCCUGAAGCCCGCCUGGCCGACUCAGUGGCAGAUCCAAGAGGUGUUCCACGUUGCCGGCCUCCCAACGCCUCAGCACAUUGUCGCUGGCGAGGAUUUCGGUGGUUUCCAAAGGACACUUUCUGCUUUCUAUGCUGCAUACCGUUGCAACCCUGUGGACUGGGAAAUUAACUGGCGCACGCCCUUUGCACCCGAGUUCCGUGUACUUCCUUCAGUAAAGGGGGUGUACACUGAUCUGCAGCUGCUUGCUGUUUUGCGCGCCCUGCGGUACAAUGACUACUUCAAAUCCCUCUCUUUUUGCGACGUCGACUUGUCUGGUCUCCUUGGCAAGUUUGACAGCUCCAGGAAGGGAAACGUCGCUUACUUGAGUCGCAAUGGAGUCUGCUUAACCCCACACGAAACCUCUCUGGUACAGAAGGCCAGCAUCCUCUACCAGGAGUUCCACGCUCUGGCGUUCUCCUCUGGCAAAGUCCGACAAAUUGACUUCACCAACUGUCUCCCGGCGCUUUCUAAGGACGGUGAUGCGAGCAGCCGCAGCGUUCAGUUUGUCGUUCCUAUCAUGAACCUUCUAGCCGCUGGUCUCACUCGUUGCAACCGCCUUCUCCUUCGGGGUUGUCACCUAGGGGAUAUUGACGUUGAUAGUCUUGCUAGUGAUCAGCCUGAAGGCGUUAUUGCUCCAGGACAGGAGGCUGUCAGCCUGGAAGCCCUCGAUGUGGCCAGCUGUGGCCUGGCUGACCUGCAUAUGAAAAUGCUGUUCCAGGCGCUUUCACAGUCAGCUUGGACACUUCAAAUGCUGGAUGUGUCACAGAACUUUGGCCGUGCGCCGGCGGCUCUGAUCCAGCAAUUUAUGGAAUCGGUCGGUAGCCUGAGACAACUCAACCUCGCGAGUGGCAUCACGGGCACUUUUGAGGGCGAGCUUCUUCCGCUUGAGGUCCUCGACCGGCUUGAGUACCUCGAAGUGCUGGACAUCUCGAACUUCAAGCUCAACGAGAGUUCCAUCAACGCCCUGGAGACGUUCUUACAAACCCUAUCGGCACGCCAAGCAUCUAUGCAGAACGGCGGUUACGGCUAUUCUCUCCGACGCCUGGUGCUGAACAACUGCGGCAUCACGGGGCAUCUAGCUGGCCGCAUCUUCAAUGCCAUGGCUGGCCUGUACGACAUCCACCUCCACCUCAGCAGCAAUCCUCUCGAGGAUGGUAUCGAGGACUUUGUCUCGGCACUGGGACACAACUGGGGCGGCCGCUUCGGUCUGCAUCUCAACAUGAUCGAGUUCCAAAACGAGGCAAAGUACAUUCAGCUUAUGGGUGCCCUGGCUUCGAACCCGUUCAUCGAUUACUUGAGCUUGGUCGGUACCGCCCCGGUUCCGGUCACCGAUGACGCCUGCAGCGACAACACGAUCGAAGCAUUGGAACGUUUCUUUGAGGAGAAUCAGUCUGUGCGAUACCUUGACAUUUCUGGCUACUGUGGCAAGCUGGACGAUGGACAGUUGGGCAAAGGUUUCGGCCGUGCCCUUCGAGGCCUCGCGAACAACAAGACGCUGACACACCUUCGCGUGCGCAACCAGAGACUGCACGACAGCACGGGCACGUUCGGCACAGCCGUGCAGGCUAACAAGGCCCUGCUAUACCUUGAUUGCGGUGACAACGGGUUCAAUGCCACCAGCCUGCUCUACAUGGCUAAGAGCCUCGAGACCAACACCACCCUUCUUGUGUAUCCGUUCUCAUCUGAGGAUCUCGAGGAUGUGCUGAAGCAUUGCGUCAAAGACAUUCCUCCUCCGCCAUCUCCGACACAGCCGUCCAACUCAAAGCACAAGAAGAAGCUGUCUGGCCCCACAGUCGAUCCCGGCCUGGAGCGCCAAAAGGAACUUUUGCGAGGCGAGAUCGAGGCAGCGGCCUCAGAGAUCAUGUCGUACAUGUCGCGCAACAUGACCAAGCUGCAGCAGGACACGGGCUGCGUCCUCGACUUGGGCGAGGCGUACGACACAUGCGGAGAGCGGGGCUGGCCAAGCCUCCAGCUUCGCAUGCCCGAGGGUGUCAUGUUCACGACGACGCCCAUGGAGGAGGAGGAGGAGCAGGAUAUGCAGGACCAGUCAGACGGCCAGUCUAUGGACCAGCUGUCCACGGGUCCGCAAUCUUCGUCACAUAGCGGCGCGUCAGGCACUCCCGCACGCCAGCAACCCAUCAACUCAUCCAUGGUGGCGCCGCAGAUCACGGAGGACAUGCCGUAUCGGGUGCAGCCUGACGACGAAGCCCUUAACAGUCCCAUCGAUGGCUCGGGUCUCAGCUGGGACCUACCCAAGACGCCCAAGGUUGCAUCGGAAACGACCAUUGAUACCACGCUUGAUAGUUCAUUCCUGGAGAAGGCCUUUCUCGCCGAGCCCGAUCUGUCCAAAAUUCUGGAAAAGUUUACGAUGGCGGAUGGCACUGAGUAUGUCAUCUGCACAGAGUCGUAA